Striga hermonthica is the source of this 1842-nucleotide messenger RNA. The record is from the annotation of a GenBank genome assembly. NCBI's taxonomy places the organism in Eukaryota, Viridiplantae, Streptophyta, Magnoliopsida, Lamiales, Orobanchaceae.
AUGGCUCUGGUGGGAGAUUUAGGGCUCAAGUUUGGCGGGGGGAUGAGGAAAGACUCGGGCAUCAUCGGCCUAAACAAAAGUUUUUUCUCCGGCGCCCCGAUUUCUAAAAAAGACAACCUUUUUCUCGGUCCGAGGAAUUUGAGGCCUGUAGAGCCCAAAUCUAGGUUCAAAAUUCAGGCAGUGAUGCAACUGGGUGUUGAGAGAAGAGAAAUUUCAACAGAUCCCAAGAGUUCGGAGGGGGUUUUGGGAUUCGACGUGGUUUCGGAAGCGGAGCUGAGGAAAAAGGGAUUCUCGGGGAUGAGGAAGACGAAGCUCGUGUGUACGGUGGGGCCCGCUUGCUGCUCGUCGGCCGAGCUGGAAAAGCUGGCCCUUGGGGGCAUGAACGUGGCCAGGCUUAACAUGUGUCACAAUACCAGAGAAUGGCAUAGGGAUGUGAUUGGGAAAAUCAAGAAAUUGAAUGAGGAAAAGGGUUAUUGUGUGUCUGUGAUGAUUGAUACUGAGGGUAGCCAGAUUCAUGUGGUUGAUCAUGGUGCUCCUUCCUCUGUAAAAGCAGAGGAUGGAUCGAUUUGGUUCUUUACAACUGAAAAGUUCGAGGGGUUGCGCCCUUUUACGGUUCAAGCAAAUUAUGAAGGUUUUUCCGAGGGGAUUAAUGUGGGUGAUGAGAUUGUGUUUGAUGGAGGAAUGGCAACUUUUGAAGUCGUAGAAAAAAUUGGGAACGAUUUGCGUUGCAAGUGCACGGACCCUGGCUUACUCUUGCCACGAGCCAAACUGAGCUUCUGGAGAGAUGGAAAGCUUGUAGAGAAAAAAUAUGAACUUCCAACUCUGUCCACUAAGGAUUGGGCCGACAUUGAUUUUGGAAUCUCUGAAGGCGUUGAUUUUAUAGCCAUGUCUUUUGUCAAUGAUGCCGAUGCUGUUAUGCAUUUGAAGAGUUAUAUUUCCAACAAAUCCUCCAAAUCAAUAAAAGUCUUGGCAAAGAUAGAGAGCCUCGAGUCACUUCAUAAAUUGGAGGAAAUUGUCAAGGCAUCUGAUGGUAUCAUGAUAGCGAGAGGUGACCUCGGAGUCGAAAUCCCACUCGAACAAAUUCCGAACGUGCAAGAAAAAAUUACAUUCACGUGCAGACAGCUUAACAAGCCUGUAGUUGUUGCUUCUCAGCUUCUCGAGUCAAUGGUUGAAUAUCCUACUCCAACCAGAGCCGAGGUAGUUGCUGAUGUUUCUGAAGCUGUACGCCAAUAUGCGGAUGCAUUGAUGCUGUCCGGGGAAUCAGCAAUUGGCCCAUUCGGGCAAAAGGCUCUCUCUGUGUUGAGCACUACCAGCAGCAGAAUGGAACUAUGGAGUCGUGAGGAGAACAGGCAAAAUGUUCUGUCGAAGCAUAAACUUGCAUCAUCCUUGCCCGACCAAAUAGCCGAGCAAAUAUGCAAUUCUGCUGCACAAAUGGCAAACAACCUAGGACUCAAUGCCAUAUUUGUGUACACGAGGCAUGGCCAGAUGGCGUCCUUGAUCUCUCGCAAUCGCCCGAACCCUCCCGUGUUUGCUUUCACGAGCGAUGGCAGCACGCGCAUGGCACUCAAUCUGCUGUGGGGGGUCACACCGCUCCUUCUCCUGGACCUCUCGGAUGACAUGGAAGCUAACAUAGAGAAAUCCAUAGACCUUGUUAAAACCCGAGGGCUGAUCAAGAAGGGCGACAUGGUCUUGAUCGUCUCGGAUAUUAUACCAACCUCAACGUCUCAGACCGUGUUUCAGUCAAUUCAGGCCAUCCCGUCUCCUGGUGUUAGGGCGGGUGGUCCGACGGUGGGGGAUUUCGGGUUGCCGAGUCGUGGGUCUUCGGGCUGCCGGCGGUGGUGA